This is a messenger RNA of Procambarus clarkii (red swamp crayfish), 7413 nucleotides long. NCBI's taxonomy places the organism in Eukaryota, Metazoa, Arthropoda, Malacostraca, Decapoda, Cambaridae. The record is from RefSeq and is a predicted model, not a curated record.
GAGAGGGUGGGGGGGGGGAUUAUAGUCCCCCUCACCCUCCCUCUGAUAGGCAUUUGUCACAUCUCGAUUCAUAUUUCCAUCCUAAACUUCUGUUUAACACCUGUAAGCGAUCAGCUGUAAGCUGUAAGCUAUCCCAUAAACAAAUGUCUUGACGUGAGAGAGAGAGAGAGAGACAGAGACAGAGACAGAGAGCAGAGAGAGAGGCAGAGGCAGAGAGAUAGAGAGACAGAGACAGAGAGAGAGAAAGACAGACAGAGAGAGACAGAUAAAGCAAAUAUUUCAUUGUAGCUAUGCACAUUAAACUGACAAAUAUCCUCUUCGCUCGCUAUCAUGCGCCUAAGAGUCACUUACGAACCUCAGUUCGCCCUCUCAACACAGCAACACUCACCCCGACAACACAAGGAGUCAGAAGAGCCGCAGUACACAGCGGUGACCACGAGGGAGACACAGAACCUGUCCCCGGGGGUGAGAACAACACAGGACACUCAAGGUGUACUGACGCCCUCUGAAGACAGCACAGAACACACCAAGAAAUAGCAUUAAAGUCAAGAGUAUACUGUUCACUGACCACACCACUCAUUACUAGCAAGAGACCACAGCUCUCAUUACUAGCAAGAGACCACACCACUCAUUACUAGUAAGAGACCACACCACUCAUUACUAGCAAGAGACCACACCACUCAUUACUAGCAAGAGACCACACCACUCAUUACUAGUAAGAGACCACACCACUCAUUACUAGCAAGAGACCACACCACUCAUUACUAGCAAGAGACCACACCACUCAUUACUAGCAAGAGACCACACCACUCAUUACUAGCAAGAGACCACAGUACUCAUUACUAGCAAGAGACCACACCACUCAUUACUAGCAAGAGACCACACCACUCAUUACUAGCAAGAGACCACACCACUCAUUACUAGCAAGAGACCACAGUACUCAUUACUAGCAAGAGACCACACCACCCAUUACUAGCAAGAGACCACACCACCCAUUACUAGCAAGAGACCACACCACCCAUUACUAGCAAGAGACCACAGCUCUCAUUACUAGCAAGAGACCACAUUACUCAUUACUAGCAAGAGACCACACCACCCAUUACUAGCAAGAGACCACACCACUCAUUACUAGCAAGAGACCACACCACCCAUUACUAGCAAGAGACCACACCACUCAUUACUAGCAAGAGACCACACCACUCAUUACUAGCAAGAGACCACACCACUCAUUACUAGCAAGAGACCACAGUACUCAUUACUAGUAAGAAACCACACCUCUCAUUACUAGCAAGAGACCACAAGAGCACCAUGACUAAGUAGUGACGCAAGCACCGAACCCCCCUCGGCCGGACUUCCGGACUUAGCCCGGGCAAGAUGACGGCCGGCUCCGACUCCAAGUCCAAGAAGGACAGGAGAAAAUCCUGCGCGGUCUCCACCACUCAGGCCGCUGUAGAAGAGGAGCUGGCCUCUGCCAACCCCAACCAGCGCAAUUGGAAAGGCAUCAUCAUUGCCGUGCUGGUGAUCUGCUUCGUGCUGGGCAUGAUCGUGACCUCCGUGCUGCUGCUGACCCCGCCUGAUGACGGGCCCAGGGUCAAAGGUCGCAGGUUUGAGUUAGAGGACAUACUGGGCGACAACUUUAAGCUACACGUCUUUAACGGCAGCUGGAUAUCAGGCUCUUCCCUUGAGCCUGUCUUAACUGUUCUUCUCCCUGCAAGACCUCUGGCUAUCAUGACAGAUCGAUAUGAAUCCUACUCGCACAACUUCGUUUGUGCGACUCCUAAAGCAGAACAGAAGCAGCCUGAAUGGAAUGCCUUGUUCCACGGGGACGUGAACAGUCAAGCAAACGCCCUCACCCAGACGCAUACUAGAUCUCCAGCACAAAUAUAUUCCUCACUGGCAAUCUUCUCGGAAAAUGAAACUGGUUCAAAAGUGGGCUAUUAUAUCCAAGUGAGAAUUAGAAACGAAGAAAGCUUGCACGGAGAAGAGUUGUAUCCAAAGUUUGAUGGUCUCUGGUUAAAGAGACCAUCAUCUUUAUAUUCAUCUGAGGACACAAUCCUACUACUAAACCGAGAUGGGACUGUCGCGACCAUCAAUCAGGAAAAGACUGAUUUACUGGCAAACCACUUUGCUACCAAGAGCAAGUCCCUGAUCCUGAACGACAACCUCCUCAUCUUCAUGCACUUGCCUCAUGAUGCUGACGGGUGUCUGCGUCUCUCCUGCAGGCACCACUUCCCUCUGACGCCCACGCCAGAUGACCGGGGCCACCCGUCGCUGGUGCUGGCCAGGUGGGCGCCGGUGGGGUCGGGGCUGGUGAUGGUCGACGACCAGUACAACAUCGUGUACAAGCGCGCGGCCAACACCCCCGAGGUCCACCGGAUCACCGACACCGGUCGCCCCGGCCUCCUCUACAACGGCGUCCCGGACUGGGUCUAUGAAGAGGAGAUCCUUGGGAGCAACAGCGCCGUGUGGUUCUCCCAAGACGGCAACAUGCUGGCCUACGCCUCCAUCAACGACACCCUGGUUGACACCGUGCCCAUCCCUCAGUACGGCUCCUACCAGCAGUACUCGCUCAUACGAUCUGAAGAAUAUGAUUGUAUAUCUAAUUUUUGCUUGUUUUUGGAAUUGCAGCCUGGCCAAGAGAACCCGAAGGUCACCCUGUGGGUAGUUGACCUGAGGGCGAUCAAGCUACGCGACCUCAAGCCCCCGAACUUGGUCAAAGACCAGUUAGUGCACUCCGCAGUGUGGGAUCACUACUUCACUGCUGUGACGUGGGUGGACGCUACCACCGUCAGCGUGGUGUGGAUGAACCGCGCCCAGAACACCUCCGUCGUCACCCUCUGCGCCCACCCCAUGUACUUCUGCGAGGCGACACACACGGAACAGUCUGGUGACCACGGCUGGGUGGAGCUCUACGAGGCGCCCAUCUUCUCCGAAGACGGACAGAACUACCUACUGCGUCUUCCCGUGCGUGACGGCGAAGAAGGCGAGUUUAAGCACGUCAACCUGUACAGUCUGCGCAUGCGUCGGGUCAUACCCAUCACCCACGGGGCCUUUGAGGUCACCGAGAUCCUUGGCUGGGACCAGAACAACAAUUACAUUUACUACAUGGCAACCAUGGAAGACAAGCCAGGAGAGCGCCAUCUGUUCCGUGUCGCUGACGUCUCGUCGCCAAUGCUUCGAAUCCCCGAGUGCUUGUCAUGUCUGGAGGCGGACAACACGACGGACGCCUGCCUCUACAACAAGGCCCACCUCUCCCCGGACUACGCCUUCUUUGUCCUCGAGUGCCUUGGCCCAGAGGUGCCCAGAACCUACCUCUUCUCCACAUGGAACAGUCAGGCUGGUCACAAACCUGGGACAAAUAGAAGCCGGCGAUCAGCAGCUGUGAACGUGGGCCCGCGGUUAAUACCCUCCGCGUACCCUCUACCUUCCAAAAUGUUUAUUAUACGUUGGCAAGCCACAGCUGGUGAUUGGGUCGGGUGCCCCACAGAUGAUCUACGUUUGGAUGACUAUAGUGAGCUGCGAGAGAGAGUGGAGGAGAUGGCCAUGCCUCAGGUGCAGACCUUCCGUGUGGAGCUGGAGGAGGAGGUCCCUUACACCUACCACGUCCAGCUCUUCCUUCCCCCUGGGCUAAGGGAGGACGAAAUCACAACCUAUCCCAUGGUUGUUCAAACGUACGCUGCGCCGGGAGCCCAGGCAGUGACAUCGAAGAUGAGGAUCUCCUGGGGCACCUACCUGGCCUCCAAGAAAGACAUCAUAUAUGCCAUGAUUGAUGGCCGUGGGUCGGGUUUCCAAGGAGACAAGAUCAAACAUGAGGUAUACCGAGCCCUCGGGGGGAAGGAGGUGGACGACCAGGUGGCGGUGGCCAGGUACCUACGGGACAAUCUACACUUCGUGGAUGAACGCAGGAUUGCCAUCUGGGGCUGGAGCUACGGCGGCUAUGUCACCACCAUGGCCCUGGCUCGCGAUGCUGACCAGGUCUUCAGCUGUGGCAUCGCAGUUGCUCCAGUUGCUCGCUGGGAACACUAUGAUUCUGUGUACACAGAGAGGUACAUGGGCUCCCCUCACGUGUACCCUGGCAGCAACUACAAGGGCUACGAGGCUGCCGAUGCCACCAAGGUGGCUGGCAACCUCAAGGAGAAGAUGUUCCUGCUUAUCCACGGCACGGCAGAUGACAACGUUCAUUACCAACACUCCAUGAUGUUGGCCAAGGCUCUUGUGGACGAGGGAGUCCUUUUCCAGCAGAUGACGUACGCCGACGAGAACCAUGGUCUCACCGGUGUGAAGGCGCACCUCUACCGCACUAUGAACAAGUUCCUCUCAGACUGCUAUCGUCCCUCCAUCAAGGAGCUCUAUUUCCUCAUCAAAAAAAAGAAAACGGAAAUUGAAGAGAUUGGUUACCUUUAAAUACGGUGGCGUCAGAGGGGGGUAAUAGAAGUUUAUUAGGUCCUUAAGUCCUUAAUAGAGGUUCUUAGGUCCUCAAUAGAGGUUCUUAGGUCCUUAAUAGAGGUUCUUAGGUCCUCAAUAGAGGUUCUUAAGUCCUUAAUAGAGGUUCUUAGGUCCUCAAUAGAGGUUCUUAGGUCCUCAAUAGAGGUUCUUAGGUCCUCAAUAGAGGUUCUUAGGUCCUCAAUAGAGGUUCUUAGGUCCUCAAUAGAGGUUCUUAGGUCCUCAAUAGAGGUUCUUAGGUUCUUAAGUUUAUGCCAGGUGAACGACAUGCCAUGCCAGAGUGUCUUCUGCGGUGUGUGUGUGUGUGUGUUGAGAUCUCUCACUACAGUGUCCUCGUCAGAUACAUGAGGACAGCAUUGGUUGAUAUGAUAACACGUAGAGAUAGAUGAUAGCCAACUUUUAAUAUUUAAAAGUUGGAAACCUCAAAAUUUAUUUUAAAUAUGUGGAAAAUGGGAUUUUCAGUUCAAAUAACCUCAGUUCUUUGUUGGUUGAUUAUUUGAGAUAGGUUAUCCUGGAAUUGAAGUACAAUUGAUGAGAGAGAACGCCUCUACUAUAAUGCUGAACUCUUCAGAACACUGCACUGGUUGCAGAUGAUAAUAUUUGACUAGUAAUUAGGCUUUCAUUAACGAGUGAUAAUACUGAGGACUAGCCGGUAAUAAUUAUAAUCUAAAACUAUUUUAAUGUUUAAUUUUGUACAUAAAUAUACUGUAUAUAUUUAUAUGUAUAAAUUUUACUGAUAUUGUUGAAACGUCAAUAAUUCCCUUUUUAAAAUUACUAAUAGGCGUAAGUAAUUAUUUUCUCAUGGUCCAGCAGUAGACAUUAAAUCAUAUAUUAGUUAGGUAAUAUUUCAUUCAUGUAAGAAACACCACAAAGAUGGUGACGUCUACUUAAGAGUUACUUAAGAGUUUUCAAUAACAUUUCGGUUUCAGUCUUUACCUUCUAAUAUAAAUAAUUUUCUGAUAGAUAUAUAACCCCGGCAGGCAAAACAUGAUCGAGUAAAGGCUAAUCAAACUUUUAAAACCCCGUAAGAUCAAUUUCGGAUCAAUAUUCGAUGAAUCGUUAAUCAACUUUGGAUCAACGGUUAAUGUUUGAUCAACGUUGAAUCAAUGUUGAAUAAACUUUUAUAAUGUGUUGGGUCAACAUUUAAAUCAACAUCCUUUAUCUAGGUUUGCCCGUGGGGAGAUGUGUGGUUUCACUUAUGAGCACAAAAUGGGUCCAUUAUCACCCUUCCAUAGAAACCCAUUCACCAGACAAAAUAAAAUAGUUGGCCACUUCCAUGGCUCACGCAAAACCACUUUUAUUAAUAAAACUUUUGUAUUUUUUAGGAUUUAUUCCAUUUGUUAUAGGUAGGCUGCAUCAGUUUUCUGUCCUAGAUUGACAAAAAUGUAGUUCUUAAAAAAACUUAACUGCAAAUUCAAAAUACAUUAAAAGUAUAUACAGAGUGCAUUUUCUUUUGGGGGGAAGCUUCACUUAAAUUACCUUCAUGUAAAAACUUUGGAUUUCACUGCCUGAAGUAGGAAAUUAUAUAACAAAAAUACUUUUCCUUAACAGGAUCUUCAAAUGUUUGUUAAAUAUAUAAUUUCAUGUAUGGCAUUUCCUCAAGUGAUGUGGUUUUACUCUAAUAUAACAUUGCACUCAUUAACACUUCUUAAAUCCACAGUGUUGAUACAAAUAUGUUUAGAAGGUGUGGUCGAACGCACUCUGCCUCAGGAAGGGUAAAAGUUGUCACAUGACUUUCGGUGAGAACUUAAAAAGAGUUGUAUAUGUUCAUUUAAAUACGCAUUAUGUUUGCCUUCAGGGAAAUUAAUUUUUUGUGUGUACUGCAAAUCACUCUAGAAUAGUUAUCAGUUCAUUUGAUAGGCUUUCAGUAAUUUGAGCUGUUUGUAUAUGAAGGAUUGUAUGCUGACUGGUUCUAUAUGCAGAUCGGUUCUGUAGGCUGAAUGGUUCUGUAUGCUGACUGGUUCUGUAUGCCGACUGGUUCUGUUUGCUGACUGGUUCCAUAUGCAGAUCCAACCACCUAGGCUGGACGUAGAGCGACGGUCUCGCUUCGUGCAGGUCGACGUUCAAUCUCGAAUCGUCCAAGUGGUUGAGCACUCACACCUUUCCUCCCAUCCCAUCCCAAAUUCUUAUCCCGACCCCUUCCAAGUGCUACAUAGUCGUAAUAACAUGGCUAUUCCUGAUAAUACCUCCUGAUGAUGAUACCUCCUGAUAAUUCCCUUCUCUAUACUGAUUGGUUCUGUAUACUGUCAGGUCCGGCACAGUUAAAUUUACAUAUACUCUUAAACACAUUUCUGUUAGUAUUGUUUAUCGAAUACUUGCAAUAUGUGUUUAUUAGAGCUUAGGUAACUAAUUGUCAUAACUGAGAAAGAAACUGCACAGCAUUUAUCAUUCAUAUGACAAAGAGAUCAUAUACAUUGUGCUAUAUCAAUUCAAACUCGUAAGUAAUCUCCAUGCAAAAUAGAUAGAUCAUUAAGUGGGAUUUAAGGCCGGUUACUUAAUCCCCCAUCAUAAGUAUGUUGUAUAAUACUACUAUCAUAACUUAGUUUUAUUGUUUCCAGUCAAUUCAGUCAUUAAAUUAAAUAUUAGACAGUUUCACCUGUGAUCAUUAUAUAGAUUACAGUUUUUUUAUAUAAUCACUAGGAUUUCAGGAAGGAGUUUGAACUAGGUACAGUGGGUACAUAUCAUUUAGACCUUGACUGCAUGGUCUGAAAAAACCUUUAAGCCAGGAUAUCUAACCCAUGUUUACCUGCCAUCCUCCUUACUUUCCCCAUGCCCACAUACCUCCCACCCCCCCCAUGCCCUCAUACCUCCCCCCCAUGCCCACAUACCUCCUCCCCCAUGCCCACAUACCUCCUCCCCCCAUGCCCACAUCCCACCUUCCCCAUGCCCUCAUACCACCUCCCCCAUGUCCUUAUACCACCUCACCCAUGCCCAUAUACCUCCCCACCCAUGCCCACAUACCUCCCCACC